Sturnus vulgaris (Common starling) is the source of this 1345-nucleotide messenger RNA. It is a transcript of the gene CD24, whose product is annotated as CD24 molecule. Gene Ontology annotation, molecular function: protein tyrosine kinase activator activity. Gene Ontology annotation, cellular component: membrane raft; external side of plasma membrane. Gene Ontology annotation, biological process: cell activation; regulation of cell-cell adhesion; cell adhesion. The record is from RefSeq and is a predicted model, not a curated record. NCBI's taxonomy places the organism in Eukaryota, Metazoa, Chordata, Aves, Passeriformes, Sturnidae.
CGGAGCGGCGCAUCCCUCUCGCCCGCAGCCACAGCGGCAGGAGCAGCACCAGCAUCGCGGCGGGACAGCAUCAGAUGGGCAUGGGGACGGCGCUGGCGGCGCGGUUCGGCCUGGGGCUCCUGCUCCUAGCCCUCCUCCUUCCCACGCAGAUCUGUGGAAACAAUGGAACAAGUCCAACACCUUCAAACAAUUCUUCAGCAAGUUCCACUUCUCUGUCAGCUGUCACAAAUUCAGUGAACAAUACCACCACUCACGGACAUGGAAAUUCUCUUCACUCAACCACAAGUCUUUUUUUCAUUCUCUCCGUUUCUCUUCUGUAUUUUUGCUGUUAAGAGACUCUGGCAUGGAAAUGGCUACCACUCCCCACCCUGUUUCCUGACCCACCUGAGAUGGCUAGAUCUCCAACCCAGCAUGAGAAGAAAUCAAUCCAAACUCUACAUCAAACCAGCUUGGUUCCACUCCAUACUCAAAUUAGUACCAGUCUGACCUAGAGAAGCACUCAGUAUUCUGACUUUCAAAACCGACCAGUGUGAAAAGACCAGCUUCAGCAAGGAGGUAAAAUUAAGAGCUCUUUCACCAAAUGAGUUGGAAUCUGAAAAACAAGAUGGAAGCAAAAAGAGACAGUACUGACAAACCCAAUUUAAAGCUGAGAAGAAAAACUGUAUCUUAUAAUAAGGAUGGAUAAUAACACUCCAUGAAGAAAAAAUGCUAGAGAGUUAAUCUACCAUUUAGAAUAAGGACUUCAAGAAUUUUUAUUUUUUGUUUAAGUUCAAAAACAUCGACAGGCUCAUACAACCCCUAGAAAACACAGAAAAGCUCAAAUAAUUCUGUUUCUUGCACAGCCUGCAUGAUUAUAACUUAUGGGUAUUAGGAUGUAUGAAAAAGAAACAUCAGUGAAAAGGAUUUCUUCUAGAAUUCAUUUGUAUGAAAUGAUUACAAGGCUAAAAUAGAAUAACAAACUUUUGUAAGAAUCCUCUUAUUUAACGCCUGAUCCCUAACCAAAUGGUUAGCCAGGCAGGGCUAGUUUUGAAAUAGCUAAAACCCCACCAGUUUUCAUAAGAGUGGAAUGAUUUAUGGUGGGAAUUUGAAUUUGACAUUUUAUUUAAAUUGUUUGUAUAUUAAACCAAAUGUGCCAGAGAAAGGAGUUGUGGAAACAUUAGAAAAAGUACCAGGAGCUUUUUGUAAGUGAAAUUCAGAAAAGAACAAAAACCAAAAAAGUCAAUGGAUGUAUGUCUCCUCUUUCCUUUAUUUCUCCUCCCAAGUUCUACAAGUUGUAUAAGAUUUUUUUUGCUCCUGGAACUUUCCUUAAUUAUGAAGGAUUUAUGAAAUCUUCUGAGUAAUGUUA